AGACCGCUCGCAGGCAGAAGCCGCUUACUGUAAACUUGAAUAUAUUAAAACUUUUUGAAGAAGAACACAACUACCGGAUACACUCGAGAAGAAGAAAAGGACCAACUUAGAUAGUCUUAAAACUUUUUUUGUUUUUUUCGUGUUUGAGUGCUUGUUUUUUUUUUGUUUUUCUUUCUCUAAACAAGCUAACCGGAACAAAGGACUCGCCGCUUCGAAGAUAAUUAUUUAGUAAUUAACUUUGGGAGAUAGCUUUUUUUCCACAACAAGCUAAACUUCUGCCCGCCAACCCGUACACGCUUUAUGUAUUUGGAUUUAACAUUUCUUUCCCGCCGUCCUACUAUGGUCAUAAUGGAGGUUCCCACCAUCGACUGCUCGUCCCUCCGCGGUAUGAUGGAGGACGACGUCCCGGGCUGCCUGGUGCUGGACUGCCGCUCCUUCCUGUCCUUCAACUCGUCCCACAUAUCGGGCUCCACCAACGUCCGCUUCAGCACCAUAGUGCGCAGGAGGGCCAGGGGCGGGCUGGGGCUUGAGCACAUCGUCCCCAACGAGGACACCAGGAGCCGGCUCCUCUCCGGGGAGUACCAGUCCGUGGUGUUGCUCGAUGACCGCAGUCUGGACUUAAGCCAGGCGAAGAAAGACGGGACCCUGACGCUUGCGGUCACGGCCCUGUGUCGCGACCCCUGUGGAGUCCGGGUUUUUAUUCUCAAAGGCGGUUUUGAAGUAUUUUCCUCUGAGUGCCCAGACAUGUGUACCAAACCCUCCCCUCCACAGGGGCUCAGUCUGCCCCUGAGCGCCAGCCAUCCUGGGAGUGCAGACCCAAACUGUAGUCCAUGCAACACCCCUCUCUAUGACCAGGGCGGUCCGGUAGAGAUCCUUCCCUUCCUGUACCUCGGCAGUGCUUACCAUGCUUCAAGAAAAGACAUGCUGGACAUGCUGGGGAUCACCGCUCUAAUCAACGUCUCGGCCAACUGCCCGAACCACUUUGAGGAUUCCUUCCUCUACAAGAGCAUCCCCGUCGAGGACAACCACAAAGCCGAUAUCAGCUCCUGGUUCAAUGAGGCGAUUGAGUUUAUCGACUCAGUCAGGAAUAAUGGAGGCCGUGUGUUUGUGCACUGUCAAGCUGGCAUCUCCCGCUCCGCAACCAUUUGCCUUGCCUAUCUCAUGCGGACCAACCGCGUGAAGCUGGACGAGGCCUUCGAGUUUGUCAAGCAGCGCCGCAGCAUCAUCUCCCCAAACUUCAGCUUCAUGGGACAGCUCCUCCAGUUCGAGUCCCAGGUCCUGGCCUCAUCCACCUGCUCCUCAGAGGCGGGCAGUCCGGCCAUUGGCAACAACAGCACAGUUUUCAAUUUCCCAGUGUCCAUCCCCGUACACGCCUCGGCAGGUCAGCUGUCAUUCCUCCACAGUCCCAUCACCACCUCUCCCAGCUGCUGAGAAAAGUGUGAGGGAGCACAGACUUUGUUAGGACUUGAACUCACAAGUGCCUCUGCAAAGAGCGCUGCACAAAACACGAUUAUAAUCUAUGUUAUGGUGAUACUGGUAUCACUGGACAGAAUGGGAGCUAAUGUUUAGAGUCAGAUCAUGCGACUCGCUGAUCAUCAUUUCAAAGGGAGAUUUGACAACUACCAUCAGGCAGUAUUCAUGUAGAACUUCCUAAAUGUGAAAGCCAUCCACAGUUUUAAUCCUGGAUGAUUUGGGAAUGGCUGAAAAGGAAGUUAGAAAUCUUUGAGUUUGUUUUUGUUUUUGUUUUCUCAUGAAGGCAACUGCUUUUGAUAAUCACAAUCAUUUGUAAGCAAACAAACUAGAGAGGGCUCAGGAAUGUUGUCUCAUCCUCUCCAAAUGCCCGUGUUGCUUUCUAUACUGCUUAAAGAAAGCAAUAUACCCAUUGCCUAACAUGGUGUGGGAUUUGCGCCAUCAUUUGAUGAACAAUGAAUGUAUCCCCCCUCUUGUCAAUGUAGAUGUGGCAGUAAUGCCGGGUUGCCAAUAUAAAUGCCUGCCUUUAAAGACAUCAUGAAUCUUUGACGAUCCUGACACAUUUGGGGAAAUGGACCAUUAAAUACCUCAUGUUUCUGUACUGUGUACUGCAGCACUGAGACCCACAGAACCCCAAAACUGCUAAAAAUGGGGACACGUAGUCGUCAGUGGCUGCGUUCUGACAUAUUUAUUGAACUAAAGUAAUAUAUUUCUUUAUCAUAUCUAUUUUUGCAUAUGUUUUUAAAUGUUGUUUUUUUUAUACUGUCAAAUAAACCUCAGUUGACUUUUGUACUUAC
Molecule: messenger RNA, 2267 nt
Organism: Acanthopagrus latus (yellowfin seabream)
Lineage: Eukaryota; Metazoa; Chordata; Actinopteri; Spariformes; Sparidae
Gene: dusp1
Product: dual specificity phosphatase 1
Exons: 4
Coding region: 301-1431 (376 amino acids)
Biological process (GO): negative regulation of p38MAPK cascade; protein dephosphorylation; endoderm formation
Cellular component (GO): nucleus; cytoplasm
Molecular function (GO): MAP kinase tyrosine/serine/threonine phosphatase activity; protein tyrosine/threonine phosphatase activity
Source: RefSeq, a predicted model, not a curated record